This is a messenger RNA of Prorocentrum cordatum, 910 nucleotides long. Lineage: Eukaryota; Dinophyceae; Prorocentrales; Prorocentraceae. The record is from the annotation of a GenBank genome assembly.
AUGUACAUCCCAAGCUUGCAGGCAACGGUUGGGAUGGUGGCCGCGCACAAGUCCCUCGGGACGCUGCUGGCUGCGGACGGGUCGAUAGGGCCCGAGGUGGCCUAUAGAUGCGGCACUGCUAGAGCCAUCACGGGAGCGAUGUCUAGAACCGUUUUCAGAAUGAGAGGGGUCUCUCUGGCGGCUAAGUUGCAGUACCAUGCGGCUCUCAUCGAGUCUAAGAUUAUACAUAACGCGGAGACGUGGGGGCAGCUGAGUGAGAAAAGCAAGCAGCAGCUGGAGUCGGCUUAUUACGGGUCCCUGAGACGUGCUGUCAAGUGUCAGAAGCGAAAGGAUACCCUGUCGGACGCCGAGGAGAAGGCCCUGAUCCCCGCCGCGAGGUCGACGACCCCACUGAUCCCGCCCCAAGGCCCUGAGAUGUGCGACCCCGUCGAGCCCCCCAGCGUCGUGGAGGUUCAGCAGGACAGGCCCGUCUGGACCCUGAUCCUGGAUGUGGCCAACGCGCCAGUGUUGGGGGACCUCGGCGUCGAAGGUACCAUCGAGCACUGGCUGAAACUUGUGCGGGAGUUCUUGGUUGUCGGCUUGCACGGGGGCCCCCCGUGUGAGACUUGGAGCGCGGCCAGGUUCAACGGCAAGGGUCCCAGGCCGGUGAGAUCCAGGGAGCUCCCUUGGGGCAUUGAGUGCCUCACGAGUAAGGAAAGGAGACAAGUGGACCUCGGCAAUGUGUUGCUGAGAACCAUGUGUAGAUUCUUGGUGGCGUGCGCGGGGCACGACACCCCCGCUAUCAUGGAACACCCGGCCGAGGCCCACUGGCGACCGCAGGCUCCCUCGUCGUGGUUGCUGGACGAGGUUCGAUAUAUCCUGUCGUUGCCAGGAGCCGAGAAGGUGACGGUUGCUCAGUGCCUCUACGGAU